This is a messenger RNA of Nothoprocta perdicaria, 807 nucleotides long. RefSeq names its product distal-less homeobox 6 (gene DLX6). Gene Ontology annotation, molecular function: DNA-binding transcription factor activity, RNA polymerase II-specific; RNA polymerase II cis-regulatory region sequence-specific DNA binding. NCBI's taxonomy places the organism in Eukaryota, Metazoa, Chordata, Aves, Tinamiformes, Tinamidae. The coding region runs from base 1 to 807 and encodes 268 amino acids. The transcript is spliced from 3 exons. Gene Ontology annotation, biological process: cell differentiation; regulation of transcription by RNA polymerase II; embryo development. The record is from RefSeq and is a predicted model, not a curated record.
AUGAUGACCAUGACCACGAUGGCUGACGGGCUGGAAGCGACCGACUCCUCCAAAUCCGCCUUCAUGGAGUUCGGGCAGCAGCAGCAGCCGCCGCCGCCGCAGCCGCCGCCGCCGCCGCACUCGCAGCAGAGCUCGCCGGCCAUGUCGGGCGCGCACUACCCGCUGCACUGCCUGCACUCGCCCGCCUCGCACCCGCACCACCAGCACCACCACCACAGCUCGCCCUACUCCGGCAGCGCCGGCUCCUACAACCACCGCUCGCUGGCCGCCUACCCCUACGUGAGCCACUCGCAGCACAGCCCGUACCUCCAGUCCUACCACAGCGGCGGCGCGGCCGGACAGACGCGGCCCGACGACGCAGAUCAGCAGAAAACGACAGUGAUCGAAAACGGUGAGAUCCGAUUCAAUGGAAAAGGGAAAAAGAUUCGGAAACCUCGAACCAUUUAUUCCAGUCUACAACUGCAGGCUUUAAACCAUCGCUUUCAGCAGACUCAGUACCUGGCACUUCCAGAGAGAGCUGAACUGGCAGCUUCAUUAGGACUUACCCAGACACAGGUGAAGAUCUGGUUUCAGAACAAACGCUCCAAGUUUAAGAAGCUGCUGAAGCAGGGCAGCAACCCGCACGAGAGCGACCCCCUUCCCGGCUCCGCCGCGCUGUCCCCUCGCUCGCCAGCCCUGCCUCCGGUCUGGGACGUUUCGGCUUCUGCCAAGGGAGUGAACAUGCCUCCCAACAGCUACAUGCCUGGCUAUUCUCACUGGUAUUCCUCUCCACACCAAGACACAAUGCAGAGACCGCAAAUGAUGUGA